Messenger RNA from Notechis scutatus (mainland tiger snake), 632 nucleotides. Lineage: Eukaryota; Metazoa; Chordata; Lepidosauria; Squamata; Elapidae. The record is from RefSeq and is a predicted model, not a curated record.
AUGUCUCAUCCUGAAUUCAUCUCUUUGGAGAAAAACGAAAAGUGCCUCGAAUGUGGGAAAUGUUUUACCAUGAGAUCAACCCUGGUGGUACAUCAGAGAUGUCACACUGGAAAGAAACCCUAUGGGUGUCCAGAAUGUGAGAAACGAUUUGUGGAUUGGUCUGAAUUUCAGAGACACCAGAAAUGGCACAAAGGGGAGCUGCCCCAUAGAUGUGGGGAGUGUGGGAAAAGUUUUGUUACGCCAGCCCAUGUUCAGAUUCAUCAGAGAAUCCACACAGGGGAGAAACCCUACAAAUGUGGGGAGUGGAGGCCUUUUGGAGUCAUCAUAAAACCCACACGGGAGAAACCCCAUCAAUGCAACGACUGUGGAAGAUUUUAUAGUACCUUAUCAGUCCUUGGAGCUCAUGUGAAAAUUCACACAGGGGAAAAAAAUUACAAAUGUUUGGACUGUGGGAGAACAUUUGCUCAGUCAUCUGCCCUUAGAAGUCACAGCCGAAUCCAUACAGGAGAGAAACCUCACAAAUGCUCAGAGUGUGAUCGGUGUUUUUCUCGGAAAGAUUCUCUUGUGAUACAUCAGCGAAUCCACACUGGAGAAAAAGCGUAUAAAUGCCUGGAGUGGGAAAUGUUUUCAUA